Messenger RNA from Drosophila elegans, 1177 nucleotides. RefSeq names its product glycoprotein-N-acetylgalactosamine 3-beta-galactosyltransferase 1. Bases 43 to 1107 code for a protein of 354 amino acids. Gene Ontology annotation, molecular function: N-acetylgalactosaminide beta-1,3-galactosyltransferase activity. The record is from RefSeq and is a predicted model, not a curated record. Gene Ontology annotation, cellular component: membrane. The transcript has 4 exons. Lineage: Eukaryota; Metazoa; Arthropoda; Insecta; Diptera; Drosophilidae.
AAUCGAACGUCGCGGAGAACACAACGCUGGCGCAGAAGAAUAAUGACGGCCAAGAUUAAGUUGCGAUCUCAGUUGCAUUUGCUGACGGGUUUCAUGGCGGGCUUUGUAUUGGCCUUCGUGCUGCUCCUAUUUGUCUAUGAUGUGAAUAGGGUGACGCCUUGCUGGAGCAGUUCCUCCACGAUGUCCACGGCCACGGCCAGGAUUCAGAAUAUUCCACCUGACCGAAUACUUUGCAUGGUGCUCACCUGCCCGGAAAAUGUGGAGAACUUGGCUCGCACGGUUCACGAUACUUGGGGUCAGCGAUGCAGUCGCCUGAUCUUCGCCAGCAGUGAGGAUUAUGAGCCACUGGGCGUGGUCCAAGUGGUGGAGCCAGGAGGCGGUGGCUACGAGGAUCUGUGGAACAAAACUCGGGAGGGUUUUCACCACGUUUGGGAACACUUUGGUCGCGACUACGAUUGGUUUCUCAAGGCGGACGAUGAUACUUAUAUGAUCAUGGAGAAUCUGCAGCACCUGCUUAGCGGUUUCGAUCCGGAUACGCCCGUCUACUUUGGAUACAAGAUGUCACGAUAUAAUGUGAGCUAUAUGUCUGGCGGGGCUUCUUAUGUUCUGAGUCGUGAGGCCCUCAAUCGUUUUAUGACGCAGGCCUAUGAAUCUGAGGUGAUUUGUCCACAGCCCAAGAAAAUGGGUAUCGAGGACUUUUACAUGGGCAUAUGUAUGCAGAAUGUGGGUGUACAUUUUGUGGACUCAUCACAGUCCUUAGAUGGGGACACAAAGCCAAAGUUUAUGCCUCUGGACCUGGAAAACUAUAUGUCGGAGGCAAAUACAACAAUUCCACAAUGGUUGCGCCAGAUGAGUUUUUCUCGGGUUGAAACUGGCUUGACAUGUUGUUCCAAUUUUUCUGUGGCCUUUCAUUAUGCCAGCCGCGAACGCAUGUUUCUCUACGAGUUUCUAAUCUAUCAUCUCAAAAUUUUUAGUCCAAACCAGAUUUUUGAAAGAAAUGAGAGGAGUCAAUUAACUUUAUCCGAGUUGAUCAGGCGAUAUCCCCUGGAAGAUAAUUCCAAUAUAAAAGACUUGCUACAAAUGUCUGAAAAACCUGACAAUUUUUAGUUGUUUAUUUGUAUUUUUAUUUUUAUUUUAGCCACUAAGAUCUUAAGCAUGUGAUAUGAAUUUAUGAAUA